Molecule: messenger RNA, 828 nt
Organism: Emiliania huxleyi CCMP1516
Lineage: Eukaryota; Haptophyta; Isochrysidales; Noelaerhabdaceae
Exons: 3
Biological process (GO): lipid A biosynthetic process
Source: RefSeq, a predicted model, not a curated record
ACGCUAGCCGGCACUGCGGACGUGAGCGGCGUCGGGCUCCACAGCGGCCGCUUCGUGCGCGUGAGGCUCGGACCGGGCUUUCCUGGAGGCGGCGUCACGUUUGUGCGGACGGAUCUGCCCGGGACGAGAGUGCGCGCCUCGCCGGCGGACGUCUCUGGGACCGAGCUGAGCACCGAGCUCGGCGGCGGCGGCGGCGGCGGCGGCGGCGUUCGCACCGUCGAGCACCUGCUCGCCGCGCUUUGCGGCGCCGGCGUCUCCUCCUGCACUGUCGCACUCGAUGCGCAAGAGCUGCCCAUCCUCGACGGCUCGUCGGCGCCGUGGCUAAAACUGAUCCGCGCGGCGGGACUCGCGCCGACCGCGUCGGCGCCAGAGGCGCUCGCGCCGCGCGCGCCCGUCUGGGCCGCCCACGGCGACGCGUGGGUCGUCGCCAUGCCCGCCGCCGCGCCACGGCUGACGUACACGAUCGACUUUGGCGCCUUCGCGCCCAUCGGGCGGCAGAGCUUCUCCUUCUGCGGCGCGCUGCCUGCGCGGCGCUCGACUGCGGCGAUCGACCGUUUCGAGGCGGAGCUCGCUCCCGCUCGCACGUUUGCGACGACGCAGGGCGCGCGUGCGGCCGGCUUGGCCCUCGGGGGCUCGCUCGAGAACGCCCUCGUGUGCGACGAGCGGCGGUGGCUCAACGCGGAGGGGCUCCGCUUCCCGGACGAGCCCGCGCGCCACAAGACGCUCGACCUGCUCGGAGAUCUGGCGCUGCUCGGCGAGCUGCCGCUCGCGCACGUGGUGGCGCACAAGGCGUCGCACCGCCUGCACGUGGCGCUGGCGCGCGCGCUC